This is a messenger RNA of Lactuca sativa (garden lettuce), 489 nucleotides long. NCBI's taxonomy places the organism in Eukaryota, Viridiplantae, Streptophyta, Magnoliopsida, Asterales, Asteraceae. The record is from RefSeq and is a predicted model, not a curated record.
AUGGCUUCCUCCUACAGCUUCUCGUCGUCCCUCAAUCGAUCAAGCAAGAAAUCCACAGUGAACGAUCCAAAAACUUGUGAUUGUGGGUUCCCUGCACAUAUUCUAACAUCAACAACACCAAAGAAUCAAGGGAGGCAUUUCUCGUCGUCCCUUAAUGCUUGUUUGAUGAUUCCUUCAAAAUAUUGCCUCUUUCCACUUCUACCAACUAAGGACCUUCUUCUUGGCACGGGAACUGCAGGUGGUGGUGGAGGAGGUAGUUGGGCUACAGGUGGUGGUGGUGGUGGAGGUGGUUGGACUGCAAGUGGUGGUAGAGGGGGCGGUUGGGCUGCAGGUGGUAGUGGUGGAGGUGGUUGGACUGCAGGUGGUGGUGUAGGAGAUGGUUGGGCUGCAGGUGGUGGUGGAGGAUGUGGUGGUACUUCAUUGCCCCUAGAUAAACUUGGGCCUGCUCCACUGGCCCUAGAUGAACUUGGUACUACAAACAAAAAUUAA